Strongylocentrotus purpuratus (purple sea urchin) is the source of this 4349-nucleotide messenger RNA. Its product is annotated as paired box protein Pax-2a-like. The record is from RefSeq and is a predicted model, not a curated record. The transcript is spliced from 9 exons. The coding region runs from base 747 to 2444 and encodes 565 amino acids. Gene Ontology annotation, biological process: regulation of transcription by RNA polymerase II; anatomical structure development. Lineage: Eukaryota; Metazoa; Echinodermata; Echinoidea; Camarodonta; Strongylocentrotidae. Gene Ontology annotation, molecular function: DNA-binding transcription factor activity, RNA polymerase II-specific; RNA polymerase II cis-regulatory region sequence-specific DNA binding.
GAGGACUCACAGAGAGGCUACGCACGGCUAACUUCAUAAGUUGUGAGACACUUUAUUGUAUUGUAAUAAUUUCCCGUUCGAUGGAUCUAAGAAAAACGCGUGUCAAGAAACACAGACUUGUCAUUCAAAGCAUCUUCUCUCAUUCAAGACGUUCCAACCUCUUCUUCUUUCUCUCAAUCGAUGGACAAUUUUCGUCCAGUUUUGCCAUACCUGUGAAAAGAUUGAUGCGGUUUAUACGUGUUAUCAAGUUCAUACAAUAUUCAUCGUGGAGUCUGUAUUGCCGAAAUUUCUGCGAACAAUUCUUUUUCCAACCACGGGUCGUGCCUAAGGACCUGAUAAGUUGACUUUCAAUCGAUUUUUUACCUGGUCCAACGAUUAGGUGAAUUGUUGGAUGACCUGCACUGCACGAUAGAACUUUUAUUUGGUAUGCGUACGCCGCCGACCAUUGGCACAGAUACGCUAUUGAGUUCUAGACCAUAGAGUUGUAUAGAGCGACCGCUAGACCCAUUUUCUCUGUGAGAUCGCCGGUGAAUGUGGCUCCGGCUAAUCGCUUCGCACCGUCAGUUCACUCCGCUGCUCAAGCACAGAGCGGAAAGAUAAACGACAAACAAGGGCAUCGUCUGCUUAUUCUCCAGUCGUGAACUCUCCAGCCCUCUUCCGUCCCACGGACAUUUACCCGACAAGGACUCUAACCAACGGACCUUGUCCGUACAUCUGAGUUAAUUCGACCGAGUUUUGUGGCCUAUAUGUUUGGAGAGAAUAACUUAGCGACCAUGGCUUUCCUGCCGAGCCAAGCAGCGUCAUGUCAACGGCAAACUACGCCGCCAGGUGCCCCUCACAACCCAGUCACCAUGUCGAUGGUCAUGGAUUUUCACCGACGUGCCACUCUCUCACACGGUGCAUGUAAGAGUCACGGUGGCGUGAACCAACUAGGAGGUGUGUUCGUCAACGGAAGGCCGCUACCUGAUGUCGUUCGCCAACGCAUCGUCGAUCUCGCACACAGCGGCGUCAGGCCGUGCGAUAUCUCAAGACAACUACGGGUUUCACAUGGAUGCGUUUCCAAAAUUCUCGGCCGAUAUUAUGAAACCGGUUCAAUACGACCCGGUGUUAUCGGAGGAAGCAAACCCAAGGUUGCGACGCCAAAGGUGGUGUCGAAGAUUGCCGAUUAUAAACGACAAAAUCCGACCAUGUUCGCCUGGGAGAUUCGGGAUCGGCUGCUGGCCGAGGGCGUGUGCGAGAAAGACAACGUUCCCAGUGUCAGCUCGAUUAACAGGAUUGUAAGGAACAAGCUAGGAGACAAGAAGCUCGAUGAGCAUCAAACGGGUUGUCUUCCGACCUCUGGUUCCCCUCCAUCCUCCCUCAUCCACCCAGGGGACCCCGAAAGGACCGGCUCCUCCUACUCUAUCAACGGGAUCCUGGGCAUCCCCAAGCAGGAGAAGAGGAUCAAGGGAGAACUCUACCCAGAUGGUACACCAGGGCAUCAUGAUGGCCAGUCUGUCUUGGCCGAAGAAGCCCGCAAGAUGAUGAAGACGAACAGUGGUGCUUUCUCUCCCCACCAGAUCGAAGCGAUGGAGAAGGCUUGUAACCCCUCACUCUACCCCGACGUCUACCGCAAGGAAAUCGCCCAGGAUGCCCGUGGUCAGGUGAUUACCAGGAAGAUGGUCGGUAUGCCUAUCUCCAGCGCCUCAGAAUACCAUGCGAGUUUAGAAGCACAGCGCCAUCAUGCGGUGACAUCAGGUUAUCAUCAAACAGGCCAGAGUCGAGAUAUGACCCCACUUCACGGCUACCCAGCCUCAUCUCAAGGCGGUUAUUCCAGCGGCUCGGUGGCCAGUAUCGUGCCUCCUCUAGUGCUUCCACCGGGCGGUGGCUCUUACAGCCAUAGCGGACGGGAAGGUGAAUAUUCCUCCCAGUUUUCACAGUACAACCAUCCCCACGCCCAAUUCUCAGUUUCAGGCCAUUACAACGAUUGGCAACGCUAUACUGGUAGCCAGAGCCUGCUAACCAAACAAGGCAGCCCCCAGGCGCAUGCCCAGAUGUCAACCCACAAUCAGGCCAGUCACCAGCAACAUCAGCAACAGCACCAGCAGCAUCAGCAAUACCUGUUGCAAGCUCAAAGCCACAACGCACAUCUACAUCCCUCAUCGCAAGCUGGGUUGGUCGGCGACCCCCAUAACAGAGUUGUAUCGCCACAAAACGUCACAACCACCACCUCCCCCGCUGGCAACAGCAGCACCCCAAGCAUCAACCAUCAUCCAGGAUCGCAACCCCAGCAACAUCAUCCACAACAGAUGCGGCACAGUCCUCAUGAUCUUACGGCCACCACAAUGGCGGCGUCGCCCGAUACCAGUGUAGUUGUCAUCUCAACCGGUCCCGCUGGGGAACCAAGGGGUACAAACGUUCUGGAUCUACGUACAGGGGUAACAAAUGGCACCCCUGUCGUUUAAUAACCCCAAUCUACCCACCAUCAUCACCACAAUCAAUAACAACGAUUCAACUAGCUCAUGAUCCCCUUCCAUUGAGUAUGCUGAAUGCUGGUUCCAAUACGUAAUUAUAUGUAUGUCUUGAAACAAACACUUCUGGUUUUCCGUCAUUAUAAUGCCUGUCGAACAAACUAUAUUGAAAAAAAAAGCUAUAUUUCAGGAUGAAAACAUAGAAUGAUCAAGUGCAAAUUAUGCAACCAACUAUUUCCCACCAUAAGUUGAAUGUCCCACCAGAUACAAAUCAUUCGAGUUGGAUAGUCCUCCGAAAUCGAGCGUAAUGAUGGAUCAAAACUUUGGAUAUCCCCUUUUUAUAAACCACCGUUUUUGUUCGUAGCGAUUUUCCUGUACAAAGUAUAUCAAACAGUUCUUAUUGUAAAUAGAUUUAUUUUCUAUGAAAAAAGGGCCUUUCUCUGAAAUGUUUAGAAAAAUAUUCAAUGUUUCCUUUAUAUUGUAUAUAUUUAUUCCAUGUUUUUUUUGUAGUGUAUAUUUUUUGGUGAAUGUGUGUCUUGUAUUUAUACCUUAUACGACGACGAUUCCAACAUCGUGCGUAUCUUCUGUUAUGUGAUGGGCAAGGCAAUGCUUUAUACUUGUAGAAUAGUUGAUUUGAUGGCGUGAACGCUGAACAUGAAGGUUCACAGAUCGAAGUUUACUUAAAAACCUUUCCCCUUUGUACUAUUAUAUUAUUUUCUUGGCUAUAAUAAACGCACAAACAAAAUGCACAGUACGGCCUUUUGCUGCAUCUUAUCUUAUUUAUUCACUUGGCUACAAAGAAGUUUUUCGAACCUUUGAUGUUUCUUAAGAAAUUGGUUGAGGUGAUGUUUUCUAAAUAGAUGAAUUAAGUUAUUCAUUCCUUGUUUACUGCUCUCGAUUCUGAACAUGUCGUUUCAACGCUAUGCGAAGAAAACAUUGAAAUAUAUUUCCAAGUGUAUUCGGGCAGGUAUUGGUGCAAUAGGAUUACUUUAGUCGUUUUUAUUCAUUUUUAAAAUAUAUUUUGAUUAUUCUUUAGGAAACUAACUCAGAGUUAGUGAGUUCGAUUUCCAUCUAUUAGCAGUAGCUUAGAACUUUGGGAUGACAGUGGAUUUAAAUCCAUCGUCACAAACAUGGAUGUUUUUGUUUUUUACAUUAUCAAACUACAAAUAUUAAUAUAUUUGUCAUAAUUCUGUGCGAAACCUACGCAAUCGUGCAAGCAGACAUUUUGAAAUACUUUGCGAUAAUUUGUGAUAAAAAAAAAGGAUGCACAUGAAUUCAGUCGUUUUCGUUCACAUGGUUAAUGGUCAUGAUGAUAUUUUGUAUUUGUCACGGUUAGAUAUGGAAGUAGAUGAUUCACAUUAUAUAAAGGUAUUCGCCUCAGGAAAUUCAAUGAAUUAUGUAAUAGGCAAAGAUGUUGAUAAUAAUUGCGUUAUGAAUGAAUGCACAAGUAUUCAUAUUAUUUUGUCCGUCAAAUUUGAUUGUAGUAUUCACAUUCUAAGACAUUUUCAAAUUAGAUAAUCUUUUUCUCAUGUAUUUUAAGAUUUCUGUGUCACAAAAAGUUUAUUAUUAAAUUCAUCUCCUGUCUUGAUAGUAAAGAAAAAAUCCCGGGCAUUCUGACUAAAAGCUGUAAUUCAACAUUUGUUUAUCUGGAAAAAUAAAAAAGCAUAACAUGAUUGGUCUUUCUAAAGAAGAUCUUCAGAUUUAAUUGGAUUUUUAGUUAUAAGAACUAUGAUUAUUGGAUUAUCUUUGGAAGAAACAAAAAUGAAUGCUUUAAUAUAAACUUAUUUCAUUCUUGAUACUGUCACCAUCGACCAUAACUGUUUAUAUCUUGUAAUAUAUCAUAUUUAUUUAUGUUAGUAAUUUCGUUAAAACAUUAUCUUCUUUCGAAAAUAAAAAAAA